AUGGCCAGCAGAUUUGAACACCCAGCUGGUGGCUACAGGAAGAUUUUUGAGACAGCUGAGGAGCUGGCUGAGGCUCUUCCAGCAACAGUCACAGGCAGGAUUCCUUCAUUUCUGAAGGGAAGUCUUCUCCGUUUGGGACCGGGACUGUUUGAGGUUGGAGAUGAACCCUUCUACCACCUCUUCGAUGGUCAGGCCCUCAUGCACAAGUUCGACUUCAAGAACGGACAAGUCACCUACUUCCGAAAGUUCGUCAGGACAGACGCUUAUGUGCGAGCCAUUACAGAGAAGCGUGUGGUGAUCACUGAGUUUGGUACAUUUGCGUACCCUGAUCCCUGCAAAAAUAUCUUCUCCAGGUUUUUCUCUUACUUCAAAGGUGUUGAGGUCACAGACAACUGCCUGGUGAACGUCUACCCCGUUGGUGAGGAUUUCUAUGCCGUAACAGAAACCAACUACAUCACUAAAGUAAACACUGAUACUCUGGAGACACUGAAGAAGGUCGAUAUGUGCAACUACAUCAAUAUUAACGGAGUGACAGCCCACCCUCACAUUGAGAGAGAUGGUACUGUGUAUAAUAUUGGAAACUGCAUGGGAAAAGGAGCAACACUGGCCUACAACAUUGUCCGCAUCCCACCCACACAGAAAGAUAAAUCUGAUCCCAUUGAGAAGUCCAAGGUGGUGGUGCAGUUCCCCAGCCACGAGAGGUUCAAGCCCUCCUACGUGCACAGCUUCGGCAUGUCGGAGAACUACUUUGUCUUCGUGGAGACUCCAGUGAAAAUCAACCUGCUGAAGUUCCUGAGCGCCUGGAGCAUCCGCGGCUCCAACUACAUGGACUGCUUCGAGUCCAAUGAGAGCCAGGGAACCUUGUUCCACAUUGCCAGGAAAGACCCAGGCGAGUACAUCGAUCACAAGUUCAAAGGAGCACCCAUUGGCAUGUUCCACCACAUCAACACCUAUGAGGACCAAGGAUUCGUUGUCGUCGACCUGUGUGCAUGGAAAGGUUUUGAGUUUGUGUACAACUAUCUGUGGUUGGCCAACCUGAGAGCCAACUGGGACGAGGUGAAGAAGGCGGCCAUGAUGGCGCCCCAACCGGAGGUGCGCCGAUACGUCAUUCCCUUGGACAUCCACAAGGAGGAGCAGGGGAAGAACCUUGUGAGCCUUCCGUACACCACCGCUACAGCCACCAUGCACGCCGACGGGAUGAUCUGGCUGGAGCCCGAGGUGCUGUUCUCUGGACCCCGCCAAGCCUUUGAGUUUCCUCAGAUUAACUACGAGAGGUACGGAGGGAAGAACUACACCUACGCCUACGGCCUCGGUCUCAACCAUUUCAUACCAGACAGGAUCUGCAAGUUGAACGUGAAGACCAAGGAGACCUGGGUAUGGCAGGAGCCCGACUCCUACCCUUCAGAGCCCCUGUUUGUUCAGACUCCGGAGGCGGUGGAUGAGGAUGACGGAGUCCUGCUCACCAUCGUGGCAGUUCCCGGUUCCCAGAGACCUGCGUAUCUCCUCAUCCUCAACGCCAAGGAUCUGUCUGAGGUCGCCAGGGCGGAAGUGGAGUGCUCCAUUCCUGUCACCUUCCACGGGAUGUACAAACCGUAAUCAUGCAUCUUCGAGGGUAUCAACAAUAAUCAACCACUUCUUGCUUAUCAAUUGCCACUACAACGGUAAAAAAUAAAAACAAAAAAAAGUUUGUUAGUGUCAGGAAAAUAAAGGCUUUUUUGUUGACAAAAAAAAAAUCAUUGCAUGUCGUCAUUUGCAGUCGUUGGGUUCCGUCUGAGCCACGAUACUAUAAGAGAACGUCGAAACCCGAAUUGGAUAAAAUGGAUUUGUUCCCAUGA
Messenger RNA from Stegastes partitus (bicolor damselfish), 1835 nucleotides. RefSeq names its product retinoid isomerohydrolase RPE65 a (gene rpe65a). Gene Ontology annotation, molecular function: all-trans-retinyl-ester hydrolase, 11-cis retinol forming activity; retinol isomerase activity; beta-carotene 15,15'-dioxygenase activity. The record is from RefSeq and is a predicted model, not a curated record. The transcript is spliced from 14 exons. Gene Ontology annotation, biological process: retinal metabolic process; zeaxanthin biosynthetic process. Bases 1 to 1596 code for a protein of 531 amino acids. Lineage: Eukaryota; Metazoa; Chordata; Actinopteri; Pomacentridae.